Messenger RNA from Plodia interpunctella (Indianmeal moth), 5077 nucleotides. RefSeq lists its product as uncharacterized. Bases 121 to 2724 code for a protein of 867 amino acids. Lineage: Eukaryota; Metazoa; Arthropoda; Insecta; Lepidoptera; Pyralidae. The transcript is spliced from 6 exons. The record is from RefSeq and is a predicted model, not a curated record. Gene Ontology annotation, molecular function: histone binding.
ACAUCAAAUCAAACCUUAUCAAAAUUAGGUAGGUAGGUAGGUACCUACGUAAUUUGCGAUGCGAUAUGUCAGGAACCUAUGUUUAUUUUAUAUAUUUUUUAAGGUAAUGUUUAUUAAAAAAUGAGUGAUGAUGAAGUAGUGAUCAUCAAUGAUGGUAUAGAAAAUGAUUCGGAUAUAGAAAUCGUUGAUAUUUCUAAAGAAACCAGUACAGAAUUGAAAUCACCCAAGGAUGGGACCAUUAUUAUAGAUGAUGAAAAUGUACAAAAUGAAAAUGAUGUCAUUGAAAUUAUUGACAUAGACCGGGAUGCAAAUGAUAAAUGUGUCAAAGAAUAUUUGAACAAAGUAUGCUCUGAGAACAAAAUGCUUGGAGAAUUUAUUGAAAAGUGCCUGGAUAUAGAAAACACUAGUGGAAUGUUGCGAGUAAUACAUAGGACAUUUUUGCCAUUAUAUUUCAAAUUGGAUGACACAUACAGAGAAAAUGAUUUUAAAAAACUAAUAGAUAUGACAACACGAGCUUUGGAAGUGAAUCCAUUGAGAAAAUUUUCACAUCUUAAGAAUGUGUGUGAGGUAAUGAAAUGCUUUGCCAAAGAUAGGAAGAAAGUCAAUUUUGUAACACUGACAACAGAUAUCAAAGCCAAACCUAGUCCACGAAAGCCUCAGAAACGGAAACACAAAACAUCAGUGAGUAAAAAAAACAACAAAAAAGUGAAAAGAAAAACAAAAGAAGUAAUUGUAGUUGAAGAUGUUGACGAAUCUGCAACUAACACAAGUAUAGAUAAUGAAACACCAGCAAAUAAUAAUUCAAUGGAAACUUCAGACGUUGUAAUUUUAGAUGAAUUAGAACUUCCAAAUAAUAGUAAUAAGGAAAAUAAUAUUUGCAGCAAUAAUAAUGAAAUGUCAACACAGGACUCGAAUUCUGAAGUGAAUACUAGUGAGUUUUUAGUUCCUCAUAAAUCUGAAGAAUACAUAAUGAGGGAAAAGAAGGCUCUAAGGAUUAAAUAUAUUGAAAAACAGAUUGAGUGGUACAAGGCAAAAAUUGAUGUUUUGGAACAACAAGAAGUGGAUUGGGAUUCUUUUAAUUCCCCUUAUGUAGUAUCUGAAGAGUUAAAGUCAAUGAUUGUCAAACUAUACGAGGAGCUAUGCACGCUAACUGGGUGCGAAGCAGUCAAGAAACGAGAAGUCAGAUUUACAGCGGUCGAGGGGCGCCCACAGCUGCCCGUGAAGUUGCUGGAAGAAUUCAUAAAUGAAAACAUUAGCAGUGACGGUCACCCACACUUCCCGGAUUUCACUGAGGUCGUCAAGUGCGUUACUAAAGCUAAUGCGGAUGCUAAAUUGGGGUGGUCGCAACCACAGAUCAUGGCUGAAGCGAGAAAUUUAUUCACAUACUGCGGCCAGGCGUUGCAGGAGAAUCGCAAGAAGCGCGAAUGGCGAUACUUACUCAGUCGAAUCAACUCUCAACUUGAUACUGAUCCUGCUGAGAAUGACCCGAUCCUGAUGCAACGUUUGGAGGUAAACCGACGCAUUGCUGUGAAGAAGGAAGCUGAUCUUUUGGACAAAUAUGUUGAAUUGGAACAGAUUACUAACAGUAACAGCCAAAUUACUCCGUUUAGAGUUGCUCAAGGCGCAUCUGAUGAUGAAGAUAACAACGAAUUAGAAACUCAAACAACUAAUAAAGAAAUCACUACUUUAAAUCAUAAUUUCAACAAUUUGACUAAUUGCAAUAAUGAAACUGGUAACAAACAGUGUAGGCCGGAGAUUAUUACUUCUAAAAGUAUAGUAUAUGGCAAUCAUAGAACUAAUACUGAUGAUAUGCAUGAAACCAAUAUUCUAGACCAGAAAAAUAACGUUGAAUCCAACGAAACGCUUAAUGCCCCAAAAUUUAUAGAAAUAUCUGUGCCUGCCAUUAAUACAGCUGAGAAUGAAAAGAGUGCUGAUGCAGCUGCCUUAGAAAAUAAACAAAAUGACAAAAGAAUGAUAGAAGUUUAUGUUGAAAAUAAUAAACCCCCAGAAGUCAAACUAAUUAAUGUUUCUAGUAUCGAUACUAAUGAAAGUAGUUUACCCCUAGAAACCAAAGAGACCAGAAUUGAAACUGGAAUUAAAGAAUUAGUUCAAAUAGAAGCUGUAUUUGAUUCAGCUGGGAAUGACAAGGUAAUUGAUGAUGACUGUACUAUGAAUACAGGAAAUAUAGUCAUAAAAGAUGUUUAUUCAAUUGAAACUAAACAAGAAGUUACUAGUUUACAGAAUAAUGACUGGGACAAAGAUAAUUCUGAUGUAGCAAAUAGAAUAAUAGAAAAAAAUAUGCAAGAAUAUUCUAAUAAUCAAGGAGAAUAUACUGAAGAAAAUGAAAACAUAAGUGUCAAUAAAGAUAUCGUUCCUGUUACCGUUUUAAAUACUAUUAACUGCGACACAGAGAAAUCGAAUGCCUUCACUACAUUAGAGAAAAAUGUACACAAAGAUUACAACAAUCAUACAAAUCAAGGAAAAUUUGCAGUUGAAACGGCUCAAAAUAAUGAAACUACAUCGUGCGAUCAUGUAAACUCAGAUGUUAAUAACGAUAUACUACAAACUGUUAAAGUGGAAUCUUCAGAUGUCUUAAACCAUAUGCAAAAAUUCGGAGAUUCGUUUUCGGCUACUAUUUUUGAUAUAGAAGAUCCAUUUCUAGUGAUCGAGAUAUCAGAUAGUUCAGAUGAUUCAGAUUGUGAUAUGGAGGUCUUAGAUAUGUAAUAUUUGUGGAAAUUACUCUUAAUUAUUUAACUAAGUUUGUUUUACCUUUAUACGUUAUAAACAAAAAAAAACGGAUAUAUAAAAAAACCCUAUGUAGGCAAAUUAUUUUUCCGUAAAUCACCACCAUGAAACAUAAAACAUGUAGCACAAGUUCUUUUUUUUUUCACGAUGCGUUUGCGAUACGGGAAAGAGCAUCUCGACGUUAGUAACAUGUUAGGUAUUUGUAUGUUUGCUACAUAUCGAGUGGCAAUAAUUGCUUUAUAUUGGAAGUUAUUUUCUGGCAAAAGAAACCUCAUGCUAAGGCUACUGUAUAUGCUUUUACCUGCACGCGACUGGCAACUUUAUUUUCUCAUAAGAUGGGAAUAAAAAUAAUUCGCUUGAGGUGUUCUAUGGCGUAUUCAUCGCACAGUGAUCACAAAAGGUUAUUAGUUUCGUUAUAUACACUAACGUUUUGUGGUGGCACUGGACGUGUCAUGAGCUAAAACGGUUUGUACACGCCGAGUUACACCGCGACUUGUAACACUAUUAAACAUCUAUAGAAAAAAUAGCGUUGUGUAGUAGUUUUACACAUUGCAACUGUCUUCCUCUCAAUGACUUAAGUAAUAUUAUUACUCAAUGGUCACUGUAUUCAAAUUAUAGUGACUCAACGGGAACAAACCGCUAAAACGGCUGUGCUGCAUAAUGGCGCGGAUCGCAUGUGUAAUGCGUAGCAGUGCGCGUUUGUAUGAAGUGUAAUAUGCGUAGACAAUGUAGUACACGCUACCCAGCAGCUACGCAUUACAUAUUCGGUCUAUAGUGUAUUCAAAUUAUAGUGACUCAACGGGAACAAACCGCUAAAACGGCUGUGCUGCAUAAUGGCGCGGAUCGCAUGUGUAAUGCGUAGCAGUGCGCGUUUGUAUGAAGUGUAAUAUGCGUAGACAAUGUAGUACACGCUACCCAGCAGCUACGCAUUACAUAUUCGGUCUAUAGAAUUCGGCGAAAGUUAGUUCUAUCUAGGUCUCUCAGAUCUUGUCGUCGAUUUUUAAUGUAUAGUUUUUAUUACUGUUAAGACUGAAGUUGUUACACUACGUAUUAAAAUGUAUCUUUAUAUUUUUUUCGUUUCAUUCCAGAAACUUCUAUGGGAAGGGGUGGGCAGAAAAAUAAACCAUAAAAUCUACCAAAACAAAAAGUAUCUACGAAAUAUUAAAUCACAAGUCACGAUCCUUUUGUACAGAUUUAAUUCGUCUGACUGUUAAAUACUUAUUACUGCAUGUACAUUUAUUCAUUGGCAAUGUUCUAUUAAAUUCGGUAGGAAUAUUUGCACAUUGACAAUAUUGAGAGCAAAUCUGCAAGAAUGUAGGAUAUUACAAGAAUCCAUAGAUGUUCCAAUCUUACGUAUAUACAGGUUAGUACUAAACCGUUGCAUAUUUUUCUGACAUAUGCCCGAAUAUAAAAAAUAAUUUUAAGUUUCCUAAACAAAUCCGCACAUUUUAAAGUCAAUAAUGUCCCAAUCUCUUGAACCACAAGGUCUCGUACUUUACAACAAAAGCUUCGAUGAUAAUUACACGAGUUAAUUUGCCGAGCUAAUCUUAACCAACACAAACUAAUUUUCCUAAGAAAUGUGCUGAUGUGUUUAUGGUCCUUUGGUACAUAUCAGGUCGUUUUGUGAGCUUCUCAAAAUGAAAAUUUCGACGCGAAUAGUCUACUUCUUAAGGUUGUCAACUUUUGUAUGUUACAAUUGGUAUAAUGCAAAAUCUUCUAAACUUAUAAUUUCACGAUAUAAAAAGAAUUACGGUAAUUAAUUUUUGAGAUGUGGCACCACAAAAAUAAUCUUUUAUUCGAACUUCAAUAAAAUCAAACUGAAUAAAUGAUAUGUUAUGCGAAAUAAUACAUUUAUCUUUUAAUUAAACAAUUCGAAGUAGAAAUUACGAAGUAUUAACAUAAUAUAGGUCUGUAAGGGAACUGUGAUUAAAAUAUUUCGAAAAGUUAUUAAAGAGUGGCCGAUUUCUAAUUAAUAUUUUGAGAAGUUGACAAUAUGAGAUGAUACGCUUCAUUAUAAUAUAGCUCAAUAUGGCUCGUUAUACAAUGGCCGUCGAAGUCAAAGUAAGCGGACAGACCAUGUGUGCAAGAGAAAUCAAUUUCUAAUGAUAAAACUUACGGGUGCACCAACAAUUCUAAGGGUACGAAUAAAAGUUACUUCACAUUUAAUGCGCACGUUAUUCCAUGUCUUGGAUAUUACAAAAGAUUAGCUCCAAGGAAGGAUUACAUCGAUUUGGGUCUCGCGACCGAAAGAAAAGUUUUAAUUUUUUUUUACUAAGUAUUUUAUUUUACACCUCGCGAUGUCUUUACAUUAUACCUUAGGUUUCUUUUUUUU